AUAACCAACAAUUUUUCUGGUCAGUACCACAACACAGCGGACUCUGAUGCUCUUUUUGGUUCCAGUGGACUACACAUCAUCCACCCUAAUGUGAACAGCCUCUCUGGAGCCAAACUUGACCAAAUCAGAGAAAUGUUCCUCAACACGAAGGACUGCAACCAUCCCAGAGAGGUCACAUCUGCCUCAAUGAAGAAGUACCUCUUCCGCUGCAUCCUCUGUGUUCUAAUGCUGAUUCGUCUUUACGUCUGGCUGAUAGGAUACUCGUCCCCAGCAGUUUCCUUGUCCGACAACUCAGAACAACGCAACGUGACCAUCCUGCUGUGGCACUGGAACGCUGAACAUGCUAGGGCUGUCAGCCAGAACAUGUGCUGGGAACGCUUCAACAUCCCACACUGUAAAGUUAUGAUGCAGGAUGCCUUGUACAUGAAAGCGGACGUGGUGGUGUUCAAUAACCUUGAGCUGGCAAGAGGACGGCUGAAACUGCCCAUGGAGCUCCCCAGGCCGCCGGGCCAGAGGUGGGCUUGGAUGUCCGUACAGUCCGCUAAUAACAACGGGAAACUGCUGGGAGAAUAUGGAGGCGUGUUCAACCUCACCGUGAGCUACAGGAGGGACGCAGAUGUUAUCAUACCAUACGGUGGGUUUAUACCACGAGAGUCUGGAGAUCCAGUGGACGACAUCCCAAUAAAGAAAACUGAUCUGGUCUGCUGGGUGGUCAGCCACUACAAGGAUUCCUUCAGAAGAAGCCAAGUGUACAAAGAACUCAGCGCGGUCAUUCCUGUAAAGGUCUAUGGACGCUGGUCAAAUAAUCUUCUUGCGCCCAAUGACCUUCUUCCUACAAUAUCACGUUGCUACUUCUAUUUGGCCUUCGAGAACAGCAUCGCCAAAGAUUAUAUCACAGAGAAACUGUGGAUCAAUUCCUACCAAAGUGGGGCUGUGCCGGUCGUCCUGGGACCACCGGUGGAGCAAUACGAGGCUGUGGCGCCGCCUCACUCUUUCAUCCACGUCGACGAGUUUGCUUCGGUGAAAGAACUUGGCGAGUAUCUGCAGGAGCUGGCGGGCGACGCCAAGCGUUACGGCGAGUAUAUGCAAUGGAAGAGAGACUGGAAGGUGCAACCGUCCAUUAACAAGGAAUGGAGAGUGUGUCAGAUCUGCUUGCGGUACCCCAGCUUCCCUCCGCACAAAGUCUACACUGACCUGGAAGCCUGGGUUAAAGCUACUUAAAAACCUCUGAAGUCCGACAUCAUCCAGCCAGGAAACAUUUGUCCCUCAUGACAAAAAUGGUGUGUUUCCCAAAACUUCUUGUAAGAGAACAGACACCUGAUAAAAGACGUAUUUGGACACUAAAUCUUGUUUAAACACACAAUGGAUUUGAUACAGGGUAAAAAUGAUGUUCUGUUAGUCAGUAGACAACAACAAUAAAUAGUGGUAGGUCACAUAUGACUUAAAGACAUCUCAUUCGUUCAGAUUAUCCACAACAUCAUCGUUAUUCAUACUUUAUUUAGUGAUGUAAGAAAUAAACGUCCAAAUACAACAGUUUAGACAAUGGUAUUGACCUGUA
Messenger RNA from Entelurus aequoreus (snake pipefish), 1558 nucleotides. Its product is annotated as alpha-(1,3)-fucosyltransferase 7-like. NCBI's taxonomy places the organism in Eukaryota, Metazoa, Chordata, Actinopteri, Syngnathiformes, Syngnathidae. The transcript has 2 exons. Bases 133 to 1221 code for a protein of 362 amino acids. Gene Ontology annotation, cellular component: membrane. Gene Ontology annotation, molecular function: alpha-(1->3)-fucosyltransferase activity. The record is from RefSeq and is a predicted model, not a curated record.